AGAGAGAAGAGAAGAGAGAGAAGACAGAGAAGAAAAGAUGACCAUGAGCUCAGUGAUGAUCAUCAAAAAGCUGCUGAGGGGAAGCAGUCGAGCGGCGUGUGUGUCCAGGGAGGGACAGGUGAUGAAGCGUAAGGUUAAACCCAGGACACACUCCCCUGACAGGAAAGAGGUGACGGUUUGGAAGAGAGAUGACGAGGCAUUCGGGUUUAUUAUAAGAACGUAUGAAGGAGACGCCACUGACUCUGAGAUGUUAACGUGUGUGUGUUCAGUGAAGGAGAACAGUCCUGCUGAGAGAGCCGGCUUAAAGACAGGUGAUGUCAUUAUGAGUGUCAACAGCAUUUGUGUGGAAGGUUUCGAGCAUCAGCAAAUUGUUGACCUCAUUCAAAAAGGCUCCUGUCCAAUAAAGAUGGAGAUUGUCAGGGGAACGUUAAUGAAACAGAAGGAACUACAAAGGAAAUUGGAGCAGCUACAGUGGCAGCUCAGAGAGAAGACGGCAGAGCUUCAGACGCUUAUCGUCCAGGAAGAGCGUCUGUGUGGAGGUGAGCUGCGGUGCACGCUGCCUCGGUCCUGCCUCGCCUCAGAGAAUCCUACGCUCUCGUCCCGUGUCCUUCUUCAAACCUAGAAGACCUUCACACACUAAGAAGAACCUUGAACGUUGUGUCCCAGGGCUGAACUUUCUCACGUUUCUCAUCUCAUACAUCAUUUGUGCUGGUGGACUGUGGACCUGCAUACGUGUGUGUGUGUGUGUGUGUGUGUGUGAGAUGAUUUUUUAUCCGUUUUGUACUACAGCGAUUUGCCAACUUAUUAUUUGUCUAUUUAUUAAAGAAGGCCACGACUCCUCAACCCUGGUCAGAAGGCUUCAGCUUCUCCUUGGACUGGAUUACACACCUUUUUUUUUUACACUUCACUGUGGAAGCGUUUCUGAAAACAAGUGCAUUAAUAUAAACCUGCGAUUUGCAGCUGAACUUCUGUCUGAGCUGCUGUUCUGACCAAUCAGAUUCGAGCUUGGACAGCACUGUGGUGUUUAUACAUACACUGUACAGCCAAAGGUUUGUGGACACCCGAGAUUGGUGUGUGUGUGUGCUCCUUUUUUUGAACAUCCCAUUCCACAUCUAGUCUUCAUUUGCUUUUAUUGGUAUCUCCACUCCUCUCCUGGGAAGAUGUUCCACCAGAUUUCGUGGAGAUUUGUAAGGGUUUUAGUAAAGUCAGGUUCCGAUGUAGAUGAGGUGAGGAACCCUGGGGUUUCUCCUGGUUUACUUGAAGAAAGAAUUUCAUGCUACCGCAUCCAAAGACAAUUGUGUGCCUCUAACUUUGUGCUAAAAGUUGUGUCUGGUGUCCCAAUACUUUUUGGCCCACAAUGUUUGACUUUUGUCUUUUCUAAAAAAAAAUGUUCAUUAAUGGAUUUAUACUGUUUAUUAUUUAACUUAUUUAACUAUAAGUAAAUACACUUUUUUUGCGUUUUGUGUUAAAUUAUAUUUUUGUAUUUAUGUAUUUAUUGAUGUCUAAAACGUUCAUGCUGUAAAUAAGAGUUACUGAUUAAACAUAGA
Messenger RNA from Silurus meridionalis, 1547 nucleotides. RefSeq names its product cytohesin-interacting protein-like. Lineage: Eukaryota; Metazoa; Chordata; Actinopteri; Siluriformes; Siluridae. The record is from RefSeq and is a predicted model, not a curated record. Gene Ontology annotation, molecular function: protein binding. The coding region runs from base 38 to 622 and encodes 194 amino acids. The transcript is spliced from 8 exons.